AACUAGUUUCCAAGUUUCCAUUUGUUGAGAGAUCUCCUCCCCUUUCACCAUUCUCAAACACUCAACACCACAUGGAUAUUGGACACUUGGAAAGUGGUGCAGGCGAAGUUGCCAUGACACCGAUUAGUGGAAACCAAGUUUCACCAACGAGACAACCAGAGGUCUCACCUACAACGGGUGGAAUAAAACCAUCGGAGCCCUCACUUGAAAACAUAACUUGUGCCCUUUCUUCAGGGUUCCAACUUAUGCAUAAACUUCGGGAAGUAUCUAUAAUCUUGUUUAUUUAUAUGGGUGCGGGCACGGUAUGCUUUUAUCUCGUCAGACACCAGAUGUCUGGAGAGAAAACCAAUGGAGUCCUCGAUGCUUUUUAUUUCACCAUUGUUCUAUUGACUUCAAUCAAGUACGGAGACUUAUGCCCUGAUAGCACUCUUACACUACUACUUGCCUCUCUCUUCGCCAUCAUGGGUACGCUUAUUAUGGCACUACUCAUGAGUAUAUGUGCACGAGUUUUAGUCAAGCAAUCGGAAGUAAAGCAAAAAAUUCGGUUACAUAAGCAUCAAAUUGGUGGUAGUAUUGAAGCCCGAAUAUCAGAGCAGAGGAAAACCAACAUGAAAUAUAUGUGUAUAGCACUAGUGGUAUCCCUUGUGGUCCUUAUUGUCGUCGGGACAGUUGUCUUGGUUUCUCUCGAAAAUUUGGAUAAUAUCCACGCGUUCUAUUGUAUCCUUGCAACAAUUACAAGUGUAGGUAGUGAUAACUGCUUCUCAACAAAAGGUGGGCGCGUAUUCGCAGUGUUUUGGAUGUUAUUGGGUACUUUUUAUUUAGCUCUAGCUUUCCUUACUUUUGCGGAACUAUACACUCAAAGGAAACAAAGAUCAUUUGAGAAAUCAGUUCUAGAAAGAACCACAACACCUGAAGACUUCUACGCAGCUGAUUUUAAUAGCGACCGUGUUCUAUCGAUUUCUGAAUAUACUCUUCAUAAGCUAAGUGAGAUGGGAAAGAUCAGUCAAGAAGACAUGGCACCUAUCGUGGAGGACUUUCGAAGACUCGACGUUAAUGACAAAGGUGCCUUGACGUUACGAGAAAUUACGUAUUAAUAAUCCGCAUGGUAUAACACAGACGUUGUACCUAAACAUCUGUGUGAUGUGACAUAAGACACUACUAUAGAUGGUAUUUACUGUUUUCUUGUAUGUAUUUGGAUAAAGUUUUGUGAUAAUAAUAAGCAAAGAGUAAAUUACGUUUUUGGUCCCUGUGGUUUGU
Cynara cardunculus var. scolymus (artichoke) is the source of this 1257-nucleotide messenger RNA. Its product is annotated as two-pore potassium channel 1-like. Gene Ontology annotation, biological process: stabilization of membrane potential; potassium ion transmembrane transport. Lineage: Eukaryota; Viridiplantae; Streptophyta; Magnoliopsida; Asterales; Asteraceae. The record is from RefSeq and is a predicted model, not a curated record. Gene Ontology annotation, cellular component: plant-type vacuole membrane. The transcript has 3 exons. The coding region runs from base 72 to 1094 and encodes 340 amino acids. Gene Ontology annotation, molecular function: potassium ion leak channel activity.